Oryza sativa Japonica Group (Japanese rice) is the source of this 1883-nucleotide messenger RNA. RefSeq lists its product as uncharacterized. The record is from RefSeq and is a predicted model, not a curated record. NCBI's taxonomy places the organism in Eukaryota, Viridiplantae, Streptophyta, Magnoliopsida, Poales, Poaceae.
GUAGAGCGAGUUCAUGUUCAUUCCGCAUCCCCUUCUCUCGGUUUCUCCCACAAACACAAAACCCUCUUCUCCCCUUCUCUGCUACCAGUAGUACACUACAGGCUACUACUACUACUACUACUACACCAAAUCACCGCGACCUCCACCUCCACGCCUCCGCGCGCGAUGCUCCGCCUCCGCCGCCUCACCGGCGCCGUCUCCGGCGGCCUCGCCCGCUACCUCUCCACGCGCGCCGCGUCGCCGGCGCGGCCCCCGUGGGCGCUGCUCCAGCUGUCGAAGAUGGACCGGUCCGGGGCGUCGUCGCAGCCGGGCGCGUCGCUCCACGCCGACUACCCGCCGUGCGUCUCCUACCUCACCUUCGCCGCCAGCUUCGUCGACCCCCGCCUCCGCCACGACGCCGAGUCCGAGAUGUUCGGCACGGUCUCCACGGACGUCCGCGCCACGAGCGGCGACGGCCUCGUCCCCGUCCGCUUCUACGACUCCCGCAACCACCUCCCCACCGUCGGCAGCCGCGGCGGCGAGCCGAUGCGCGAGUGGGCCCUCGACGGCGUCGACCGCGACCCGGAGGUGACGCGGUUCAUCUGCAACCCGCUCAGCGGCGAGAUGUACCGCCUCCCCGACCUCAACGGCACGAAGAAGACCUCGAGGUACCUCCACUUCGGGCUCCUCACCCAGUCCGAUGCCGGUCAGGGGCCGCCUGCUCGGUACGCGGUGGCGGAGCUCGACGGCAACCGCGAGGAAGACGGCCAGGGGUGGCUCGUGCGGCGAUUUCUCUCGGAUUCCGGGGAGUGGGACAAGCUGGUGGGCAUGCCGUCCCCAUUGCCAGCCAGGAGGACGGUCGACAUCGACCAGGAGGUGGUGGCCUUCGGCGACCGGCUAUGGUGGGUCGAUGCGAGCUGGGGCGCCGUCACCAUCGACCCCUUCAGCGACCGGCCGGAGCUCCGGUUCGUCGAGCUGCCCAAGGAGAGCGUGCUGCCUGACCUUGACGACGUGGUGAUGCUAAGGGAGCUUGGCAAGUACAGGCGCAUGGGGGUCAGCGAGGGCAAGCUCCGCUAUGUCGAGGUGUCUUUGGGGAAGCAGUUCUUGAUCAGGUCGUUCUCGCUCGCCGACGACGACGAGGGCGGCGACUCCUGGACGCUGGAGCACGAGGUGGCCUUCGGCCCGAUCUGGAAGGAUGAGCACCACGCGUCGGUUCCCUUGGGUGGCAUGCCAAGGAUUGGGGCCAUUGAUCCACUGAACGCCAACAUCGUGCACCUCAUAGUUGGUGAUCAGAUGCUCAGCAUAGACAUGAUUAAGGAGAGGGCGAUUGACAGUUCUCGUUUGGGUUGUGCUGACUUUCCCCUCCUGCCUUGUGUACUCCCACCGUGGCUUGAAUCAAGCCAGAUUCCUGAAGGGAUCCAUUGGAGCAAGAAGGCCAAGAUGAAAAGCAAUACUCCGUCAUACUCAGACAUGUCGGUUCAUGUAGACAUAGAACUGAAGAAGUGAAUUUUAUCAGCUUUUGAUCUCAUGGGUUUCUCAAAAUUGACAGACGAGGUUUUUCUGGAGAAUUAGGAGGCGAAUGGUGAUGGUUUCUGACACACCUUGUGGGAAUGCUGUGAAAAGUUUGGGUUUUGGGGCUUUCCUGAUGAACUUUGUGGCCCCUCAUUUUGACAAAUUCUGGGAAACAUUUUGCAACUUCUCUUAGCUAUGCACGAGCCAUGUUUAUUAUUAUUUCAGUGAAAUGACUUGAUUCCAUCGCCAGUUGAGCUUUGAACCGCAGUCUAGAACAACACAUACAACGAUUACAUUUUUGCAUCAUGCAUAUGCUCCUUAUAUCUAAGUUUUCUUCGAUGUUAUGUGUUCAUCAUUCAUCAAUGGAAUAUGUUUUUUCGGGGUCUUUUGAA